Messenger RNA from Plenodomus lingam JN3, 264 nucleotides. Lineage: Eukaryota; Fungi; Ascomycota; Dothideomycetes; Pleosporales; Leptosphaeriaceae. The record is from RefSeq and is a predicted model, not a curated record.
AUGAUGUUUCUUUCACGUCCCCUAGCCUUCCUUGCUCUGAAUCUCCGAAUUCCUUUCCGAUGUUCGGAAUCAAAGUGGCGGACAAGACCCUUCGAGAAAGAGAAAGUCGAUUGGCCCGUGGCCCGUGCACUCCAAUCGUUCCGUCACGCUCACCAGAACUUUUCGCGACAAGCCUGGACAUCGACGCCUCCAACCCAAUCCCUCACCCGCCGUCUGCCUGCGCAUCUUCGCCUCAGCAUUGCCCCCUUCUAUUUUUCCCUUUGA